GACCAGAUCAAAGGCUUCUGUGGGAUGAGGGCACAACUGCAAGAGCUGUUUUUUUGAACUUUUCCAUCUUUUUUAAGUCAGUCCUGCCUGCUCUUGUCAUGUUUGCUAGCAUCACUCAACGUGGCUUCCUUGCGGGAGGAGAAUUAUUGAUCCUGUCAACUUUCACUCCUAACAAUGUAACAACAAGCCAGAUUGUACAGAACUGAGACUUCUCGUGAGUUGUUCAAUCCCUAACACAGCAAGAGUUUGUACAAAGAAAUGACCUUUUUUGAAGGAGCCAAAUUUACCAUUUAUCCCCAUCAGACCUUGGAGGAAGAAGUCUACCCCAUCAAGUUCAUAUUUCAGGGAGAGACAUGAAUUGCUUAACCUUGGAAACCAGUCAUAUAAGCAAAACAAUUAUGGUUUUACUUGUGUGCUAUUCGUCACUUGGUAAACCUGACAACAUUUGAGAUAUGGAUCACGCCCAUGGCCUGGGGCUUAGACUUAUAUUCAUUCGUGGGAGGAGUUAAGUGAUAAGCAAAGGAAUAUAUAUCAUUCUUCCUUCAGUUUUUGUGAUACUUUCUCUCUUUGUCACACUUUCUCCUUCCUUUCUUUAACAAUUACAACUCAAAGUUCUGUCAAUUGCUGAAUGUGUCAAAUGGUCGGAACAGCAAUGUUGCAUUAAAUCGAGUGUUCACAGGAGAGGAAAGCACUGUACCCAGGAUGAGGGCGUCACUGGCUAGGCAGCAUUUAUUGCCCACUCCUAACUGCCCAGAUGGCAGUUCAGAGUCAACCACAUUAUUGUGGGUCUGGAGUCACAUAUAGGCCAGAACAGCUUGCAGGGAUUCUGAUGUCAAUGCAAAGUAGAUUUAUUUCUCACUUCAUAUAACGUGGAAGAUAAGCAGUGGAUUGAACAUGGAACCUGUUUUCUGUGAGAACUGCAUAAAGAUUGACAGCAGCCUGUAUUUCUACCAGAUCAUUGAUGGCAGAAAUUUAUUGCUCAUUGUCCUGUUUGCAAAGGUCAUCCUCAACGUCCUCAUCUUGAGCACAAAGCGAAGCAUACUCCCGAGUUUAAUUGGCUAUUUCUGCAUUUCCCUGUCAUUGAUGGAUCUUGCGUUAUUUGUGAAUGUGUUAAUAGUUUCAUGUUUUAAGACAUGUACAGUGCUCGGAACUCAAAUUGGAAACCAUCAUGUUUGCCUGCUUCUACAGAUUUUCUCAUCGAUGUACAGUGUCCUGCACUUUCCCAUCUUCAUCCUGUCUGGUCUUGAUUUUUAUCUAAACCUACCUCAUCGUGACAAACCCAUAAGCACCUCUCAGAAAAUCCUGUACAUUUUCACUAUCACGCUACUAUGGUUUGGAGCCAUUGUCUAUGUAUUUGAAAUCCACAGUCUCCAUCCAUCACUAAAAGCAGUCCUGUACUACUAUUUGUACCAAUGUGAUGUCACCAUCAGCAUUCAGAGCCACUUUCUCUCCAUUCUGAUACUUCUGACAGUGAUUCUUGUGACUAUUUUUUGUUGGUCUGGUUUGAGAUCUCUUGUCAGAUCGCUGAAGGUGAUUUCCUAUUUGGAAGAGGUUGUGGUGAUAUGUUCACACUCCAACGCGUGGCUGCAGUCCCAUUCAGCCAAGAAACAACUCCUGACCAAUAUUACCAUGUGCUUUCUGUUGACCUGGAGCCCAUUUGUUCUCCUUCAGCUGACUGUUGUUUUGAUCUGGGCUCCCCUGCCUGCCUACAUGGAUUUGAAUGUUCCUUGGCUUUGCUUCAUGAACAGCUUCCUCAUUGGAGCCAUCUAUUGGCUGAGGUAUGGCGAGAUCUCCCAGGAUAUCAUUUCCUUAUUUCCUGACGGGUUCUGCCAUUGGAAAUUUUGCCAUGUCCAGCAAGUUUUCACUGCUGAUGAAAAAGGAUGGAUCCCAGUGAAAGAGGACAAUGAAUCAAAAAUUCUAAUUGCCUGAAGGAACAUCCUGAAAGCACUACAGUGUAUUUUUCAGUCCGGUGGCAAUAUUGAUACAUCUUGUUUCUUAAUCUUUGAUAAGAAUAUUAAUGAUCACUGAUAUAGAUGAUUUGAGGUUUAUGCAAAAGCAGAAUUAUUAAAUGGGAUUUUAAAAAAUUUUGUUCUCCUGUACACACUUAACUCUUGAAAUUUCUUGAGUGUGAUCCUUCUAACUGUAACUCUCAAAUGUGUCACUUAUUUCAGAUUAUAUUUUGGCUUCACAUUUAUGAAGCAAUUUCUACAGGGAUAAUCAUUAUAAACUUUCAAAUUAAGUUUUAAUGAUUUGCAAAAGACAUUAAGAUUACUUUCUUAGGGCAUUUGGAAAUCAAACCGUCUCGAUUGUCUAUUCAAGGAGCUAUUUAGCUUUGUCUACAACUGACAUGUAACUGUGAAAUGUGUAGCACGGGCAAAAAAAGUCAAGUAUUUCUGUGGUUGGUGUUUAGUGUAAAGAAAUUGAAGGUGAUAAUGAUGAUGAUGAUGAUGAAUAAAAUAGUUUGUGCUUUC
Molecule: messenger RNA, 2471 nt
Organism: Stegostoma tigrinum
Lineage: Eukaryota; Metazoa; Chordata; Chondrichthyes; Orectolobiformes; Stegostomatidae
Gene: gpr160
Product: G protein-coupled receptor 160
Exons: 4
Coding region: 895-1929 (344 amino acids)
Cellular component (GO): plasma membrane; signaling receptor complex
Source: RefSeq, a predicted model, not a curated record